This is a messenger RNA of Suillus bovinus, 1832 nucleotides long. RefSeq names its product P-loop containing nucleoside triphosphate hydrolase protein. The transcript is spliced from 8 exons. Bases 1 to 1746 code for a protein of 581 amino acids. Lineage: Eukaryota; Fungi; Basidiomycota; Agaricomycetes; Boletales; Suillaceae. Gene Ontology annotation, cellular component: nucleolus. The record is from RefSeq and is a predicted model, not a curated record. Gene Ontology annotation, molecular function: GTP binding.
AUGCCUCGGAUUCGUAAAAAAACAUCCAAGCGAGGGACGACCCAUCAACGUGAAAAGUUGAAGCAUAAGGUCUCGCAGGGCAGGAAGAAAGCUAAGAAAGAGACUCGGAAAGCACAGGCUGCUGGAAAAAUCCAGAAGAAAUCCAAAAAAGAUCCCGGGAUCCCGAACAAUUUUCCCUACAAGGAUCAAAUACUCGCGGAAGUUGCAGAGUCACGACGACAAGCUGCAGAGGAAAAGCAACGACGUAAGGAUGAAAAGCGUGCUGCUCUUACUGGACUCGACGUCGAAGAUUCUCAAAAAAAUAUCAUGAAUGUUGACCCCAACGAAAAUCAAAAUGAUGGGCAAGGUUUUGACGGCAUUAUGUCCCUUCGUCCCGCACCUCCAGUUCCAUCCAAAAAACAAUCUGCAGAACCAUUGAAUUCAGAGCCUGUCAUACCGGUCAUCGAAGGACCUCAGUCUCUUCGCGAGGUGUUGCAAAAAGCGGAUGUUCUGCUACAUGUAGUGGAUGCACGGGAUCCUGCAGCAGGCCUCAGUGAGGCUUUGUUUAAGGAAGCGAAAGGCAAAGAUAUCGUACUCCUCGUGAACAAAAUUGAUUGCGUACCACGAGAAUCUCUGGUAUCAUGGCUCUCCUACUUACGAUUAACGUAUACCGUCCUCCUGUUUCGUGUGGCAGAAGCUUUCUUACCAUCUAAAAUUAACCCGUCUCCGGCAUCGAAGAAGAUUCCUGUCAAGUUGGACGAUGCGCUUGGCUCGGACGCAGUUUGGCAGCAGCUAAGCGAGCUCAAAGCCAAAAAAUCUGGUGAGGAGUUGGUUGUAGCCCUAACGGGAGUGACCAAUUGUGGUAAAUCUGCGGUUAUCAAUUCUCUUGCUCGCGCACAUCUACUACCUAUCUACAAUCUGAAUUCUGCGACAUCUGCAAAAGGACCUUACACGACAACAUCAGCAAGCGAGUUAGUCUUGGAAUUUCCUGACAAAAAGGGGGCAAAGGUGCGGUUGAUUGAUACCCCAGGAUUGCAAUAUGUCCGUGCGGAGGAUAUAGAAGAGCAGGAGAAGGAAAUGACGAGAGCAAAAGACAUCCUGCUCCGAAGUCGGGGGCGGAUCGAUCGACUUAAAGACCCAUUGUUUGCCGUUGAGCACAUUGUGUCUCGAGCAGAUACCCAGGAUAUGAUGCUGGCAUACAGCUUACCUGCUUUUUCGAAGGGCGAUCUGACCUCAUUCCUUGCUGGAAUGGCACGUGCGAGCGGGCUUAUAAAAAAGCGUGGUGCCCUGGAUCAUGCAGGUGCAGCGCGCAUUGUCCUCAGGGAUUGGAGCAUUGGAAAGUUUGCGAGGUAUACCAUGCCGCCAGGGUCACGGACUACGUCCUCUUCAACAAAUAACGAAGAAAUUCUGGCAAUGCUGAAGAGCCGGAAAGAGCUACGGAAAGCGGUGAAACUUGUACAGUUGCAGCCUGGAGAAGUAGAGAAGAGGGAGGUGAUAUUGGACGAUGUGUGGGUUGCUGAUGAAGAAGUCAGCGAAAAUGAGGCCGAUGCUGGAGAUGAAGAGGCAAGCGGAGACGAGGACGGUGAUGAAGGCGAGUCCGAUCAAGGCAGCGAUUCCGAGAGUGGUGAGGAAGAGGUUGAUGAGGACGAGGAUGAAGAGGAGGCACCCGAACUGUUGCCCCCGCCCAAGCGAAAGCGAACGGUAUCUUUUGCUGUUGUACCAGCUGGAGGGAAGCGGCAGCGAAGGCCUGGCAAAAAUGUCUCAUAAUAGAGGAUAUGACGUAUAUCACAUACUGCGGAAGGUUUUGAUUCUGACUUUCUUUACACGCUUCCACACGCAUAACUAUAACCACG